ACAUUUGAUAUGAAUUUGCAUUUAUUUGGGGGGGAUGAACAGUGUGUGCACGACGGGCUUUAGCAGUGCAGCCGAUGUUUGAUUAUGCGUGGUGUUGGUUAGGGCAACAAUGACAAAGUCCACCUGGUGGACCACUGGAUUUAGGCGAUCGACCAAACAAUCAGGUUUGUAACACAAUCUUAGACUUAGACUGGUAAUCUCGUUUCCGCUCUACCUCAACCCAUGAGGCAUUGUUUGAGUGAAGCAGCAGCGUUGGAGCCGCUGCAGCCUGCCGUGCGCAUACAAAGCGUGCAUGCACCGAUCCUCUACCGAAGGCGGCGUCCUGGCUGCACGGUGACGUUUUAAGGCAGGUCUUGACCAAACUACCAAUGAUACAAGUCGGUUCUAUUCUGCUGGGACUGAUCGCAAUGAACGGGUGUCGGAGCUCUACACGGCAAAGGAGCAAGCAAGACAGCAAGACGAGGCGAUCAAGGGGAUGCGGCAUCGAUACGCCGGAGCUGUCCCCCAGCACCACCAAACUCCCGACGACCAGCGAGAGAAGAGCAGCGUCGCGCCGAGCAGCCAAGACCCCGGAGCCGCCCCUGUGUUCAGCCUGCCGCCCCCGCCCUCGUCUCACCACCGAGACCGCACCUCGACCACCGCCGCGUACCGCCAGAGCCUCCAGGAGCUGCCGUGUCUCAGCCAGCCCUCCCGCAGACCCAGCCACAGCGGCGACCCGCUGCCUCUGGUGAGCUACGACAUCGCGUCCCCGCCACCCCCGCACCGGGGUAGUGACCCUGGCUCCGGGCGGCUCCAGGCACCGCUUCAGCAGCAGGAUCCCUGGGCCGCGGCGGGCUCACCGCAGCCGCCGCCGCCUCAGCCGCAGUCGGACAAGCAGCCGGUUUUUCCGAGCUGCCACUGCAGUUUUUCUGACCAGGAGGCGGGCUUCUCUCAGCACCACCACCGCCACCAGCAGAACCACCAUCCCCUCGACCCGUUCUCGCCGCAGCCCCCCUGCCCACCCGUGCUGCCCUCGCCGAUACCCCCGCCACCGACGUCCUCACGCUCGUCCCAACGCUUUUCCCAGGAUUCCCGAAAGGAGGACCGAAGGAGUGCCAAACCCCACCGACAGGCGAGCACCGUGGACCGCUCAGGAGACCAUUUGAGUCGUCGCAGACUCAGGACUUGCAGCAGCAACAGCAACAACAGCAGCAACAGCUCCCACAAUUACGAGCGCAGCAACAGCUACUGGUGGGCAGCAGCUUGCCACUCAACUACUGCGCCAGCGGCUCAGAAGAGCUAUCGUCCACAGCAGCAGCACUGUGAACAGGAGCGAAAUAAGUCUGGAGGGAGGACCGCCGAGCAGACACCACCGCCACACUGCCGCGACCACAGCGGCGUGAAGCAGUCUACCACCGAGCGGCAGCAGCAGCAGCACGCGGGGAACCGGACUGCGCCUGCAGGGAGCAGCAGCAGCAGGAGCAGCAGCGGCAGCGGCAGCAGCCCUAACUACGGCUCCAGCUAUCACCUGUGGCCAGAGAGCCCGCAUAAAGGAGAGGAGAGGAUCCGCAUCGAUCAACAUAAGCUCCUCCUCCCUGCGCCUCCCAUUCCUCCCCCACCCACCAGACUGCGCAGUGUGAAGAUGGAGCAGAGGAAACUGAAUGACCAGGCCAACACCUUGGUGGACCUGGCCAAGACCCAGAACGUGAUGUACGACCUGGUGUCGGAGCUGCAGGAGCGCAGCGAGGAGCUGGACAAGCGCAUCGGCACGCUGGAGGACAAGCUGGACACGGUGACGGGCAGCCUGCAGGCACUGCCCUGCCUCAUCUCCCAAGCCAUAACCCAGCAGCAGCAGGACUUCCUGGACGGCUUCGUGCACCGCUUCCGGCCCGCCUCGCUAGGCUCCGAGCGGUCCGAGCGCUCCGAGCGCUCCGAGCGGUCCGAGCGGUCGUGGACGUCGACGGCGCGGCGGCGGCGCUCGCCCUCCACCGCCCCGCACACCUCCUCCGACAGCGGGUAACACCGGCCACGCCUCGGCCAGCGCCACCUCCUACGCCACAGCACCGCCCCCCUUCCGGAGACCCCCCCCCCCCCCCCCCCCCCCACACCCCCCGCCCAACACUCCCCCGCCCUGGCCCUGUGAUGGAUCCUUAUGGAAACGACCCCUGACCCUUGACCCUGGAUCCUGGACUCUGGAUGGGAUUCUCUCCCCCCACCCCGCCUCUACAGAUCUCCCUCCCGGAGUCUGCUGGGCCUGCUGGGUCUGCUGGGCCUGCUGGGUCUGCUGGGCCUGCUGGGUCUGCUGGGCCUGCUGGGUCUGCUGGGCCUGCUGGGUCUGCUGGGCCUGCUGGGUCUGCUGGGCCUGCUGGGUCUGCUGGUUGUUCUGGGUCUCGGCACAUCUCUGGAGCUCCGGCUCCGAGCUAACAAACAAGGAAAGACUUCAUUUAAGAUCCCGCGCGCAAGCAUGCACACACACACACACACACACACACACACACACACACACACACACACACACACACACACAAAUAAAUGCCUAAGCACACACACAUGCACACAGACACACAGCACAGCACACAACAACUCCAAACAAACACAGAAUCACAUACGCGUACACAGACGCAACAAAAAACACAACAUUGAAAAAAACGAAGAAACAAAAAAAUACAGAAGCUUACGAAAAUAACUUUGACAACUUUGACAAACCGAGAUAAAGUA
Gadus macrocephalus (Pacific cod) is the source of this 2697-nucleotide messenger RNA. RefSeq names its product potassium intermediate/small conductance calcium-activated channel, subfamily N, member 1a (gene kcnn1a). Gene Ontology annotation, molecular function: small conductance calcium-activated potassium channel activity; calmodulin binding. The transcript has 5 exons. Gene Ontology annotation, cellular component: neuron projection; neuronal cell body; plasma membrane. Bases 476 to 1999 code for a protein of 507 amino acids. Gene Ontology annotation, biological process: potassium ion transmembrane transport. NCBI's taxonomy places the organism in Eukaryota, Metazoa, Chordata, Actinopteri, Gadiformes, Gadidae. The record is from RefSeq and is a predicted model, not a curated record.